Molecule: messenger RNA, 2829 nt
Organism: Rhincodon typus (whale shark)
Lineage: Eukaryota; Metazoa; Chordata; Chondrichthyes; Orectolobiformes; Rhincodontidae
Product: protocadherin-10-like
Exons: 4
Coding region: 1-2829 (942 amino acids)
Biological process (GO): homophilic cell-cell adhesion
Cellular component (GO): plasma membrane
Molecular function (GO): calcium ion binding
Source: RefSeq, a predicted model, not a curated record
AUGGCUGGCACGGGAGGAUCCCAGUUUCUCUUGUGUGUUCUACUGAGUUUUUUGGAAGGAGCGAGCGGGCAAAUCCGUUACUCUAUUCCCGAGGAGUUGAAGCACGGGGCUUUUGUUGGGAAUAUCGCGGAUGAUCUGGGCUUGAAUGUGGUUGAGCUGUCGGCGCGGAGGUUCCGGAUAGUGUCCGGGGCCCCGAAACGGUACCUGGAGGUGAAUUUGGAGAACGGGGUCCUGUUCGUUAAUGAGAAAGUGGACAGGGAGCAACUGUGCGGACUGCGAGAAUCGUGCUUCCUGAACCUGGAGAUUGUGAUUGAGAACCCCCUGGAGCUGUACCAGGCGGAGAUCGAGAUACUGGAUGUGAACGAUAACGCUCCCAGUUUCCCGAACGCCCAGCUCCGGUUGGAAAUCACCGAAUCGGCGGCGCCGGGAGCUCGCUUCCCGCUGGAGAGCGCCCACGAUCCGGACGUGGGAACCAAUUCCCUCCGCAGUUACCGGCUCAGCCCGAACGAGCACUUCGUCCUGGAGGUACAAAGCCGGAGUGAGCGCCGCCAAUCCGCCGAGUUAGUGCUGGACCGUCCCUUAGACCGGGAGACCGAGUCCGUUCACCGGCUGGUUCUGACCGCGGUGGAUGGAGGCUCCCCGAAGAAAUCCGGGAGCGUGCUCAUCACGGUGCGGGUCAUGGACGCUAACGAUAACCCCCCGGUGUUCCCGCAGCCGGUGUACACCGUGAGACUGGCGGAGAACGUUCCCGCCGGGACCCUGCUCCUCCGGCUGAACGCUACCGAUCCGGAUGAGGGCUCCAAUGGCCGAAUAGUCUACUCGUUCGGGCAGCACGCAGCCAGGACGGUACGGGAGCUGUUCUCGCUGGAUGCGCAGACCGGCCAACUCCGGGUCCGCGCUCCGUUAGACUACGAGGACUGCCCGGUCCAUGAGAUCUUCGUCCAAGCCAAAGACCUGGGAGCGAAUUCGGUUGCCGCCCAUUGCCACGUUCUGCUGGAGCUACUGGACGUUAACGACAACCCACCGGAGAUCUCUCUCACCUCGGUGUCCAGCCCGGUGUCCGAGGACGCGUCUCCGGGAACAGUCAUCGCCCUGAUCAGCGUUACCGACCGGGACAGCGGCGUUAACGGCCGGGUCAGUUGCUGCCUAAGCGGUACCGGGGCUGGUACCGGUGAGCUCCCGUUCAAGCUGCUGCCUUCUUUCCGCCACUAUUACACCCUGGUCACCGAGCACCGGCUGGAUCGGGAGACUGUACCGGAGUACAACGUGACGGUGGAGGCGAGCGACGGCGGAUCCCCGCGGCUGUCCAGUAACCAGACCGUCACCGUCCGGGUUUCCGACGUCAAUGACAACCCUCCCCGGUUCAGCCGGUCCUCAUACACGGUGCGAGUCCCGGAGAAUAACGCCCCGGGCGCCUCGAUCUGCUCGGUCAGCGCCGAAGACCCCGACCUGAACCAGAACUCGUACGUCUCCUACUCGAUCGUGAAUGAGCCGCUCCGCGGGAUGCCCAUCUCCACGUACGUGUCGGUAAACUCGGAUACUGGGAGGCUGUACGCCCUCCGCUCCUUCGACUACGAGCAGCUCCGAGGCUUCCGAGUGCAAAUUCAGGCGCAGGACGCCGGCUUUACGCCACUUAGCAGCAACACCACCGUGCACGUCCUCAUAGUGGACCGGAACGAUAACGGCCCGGUAAUUGUAUCGCCGCUGGCGCGGGACGGCUCGGUGGCGGCGGAGACGGUGCCUCGCUCGGCCGGGCCGGGCUGGCUGGCGGUCAAGGUGACCGCGGUAGACGCGGACGAGGGGCCGAACGGCCACCUCUCGUACCGCCUGUUGCAGGCUACCAACCGGGAACUAUUCCACCUGGAGCGGCAGACCGGAGAGAUCCGCCUAGCCCGCCGCUUCGGUGCUGAAGACCCUUCCCAGCAAACUCUCAUCGUCCAGGCCAAAGACAACGGGCUGCCCCCUCUCUCCGCCACCGUCACUAUCCUGUUAACGGCGGUGGACGCUCCGUUACCGGAUCCCCGGUCUGAUUCUACCGGAGAGCCAGAGCUCAGCGCCGACCUUACCCUCUACCUGAUCGUGUCCCUGGGCUCGGUCUCCUUCUUGUUCCUGGUCGCUAUCCUGGUACUGGCUCUGCUCCGGUGCCAACGGUACACCGUGUCCGGUCGAGGGCUUUGCCCCGCCGCCGCUUGCUGCCUCCCCCGGAGAAGACGAUCCGCCAAGCCCGAGGCGCGCCGCCAGAUGCCGGUGGCCGGUGCCGAGGUGACCGCCGGCCGCCUUCCUUCGCAGAUUUACAGUUACACCGAGCGCCGGAGCCCGGGAUCGGCCAGUAGCGACUUCAUGUUCCUGAGAGCCGGCGGCGGGCAGGCAGGCGGUGGGCCGAAUGGUCUGCUGAUCGGCGUGGGGGCCGAAGAACCAAAUGAGGUUAAACAACAAAACAUUGAGUACCAUAACCCGCCAUUGCAGAGAUAUACAGGCAGCAGCUCAUGGGACCCGGAGGAGACGGGAGACCGAUACGAUGGGGAGAUGGAAUCAGGCAAAGUGCCGUUAGCAGUCACAACACCAACCGAAACCAGUCGGCUAGCCCCAUCGCCAGGAGUUGAUGAUCACGGAUGGAUACCAAGGUAUGGACCUCAGUACCCUUACCCUGACCAGCCCACUGGAUACAAGCUGAAUGUCUACAUACCUGGCAGUGCCCCAGUGAAGCUGAGUAAACUCCAGUCUUUCACAGCUGGUGACAUGGACAAGAACAACACUUUCUCAACCUUUGGGAAAAAAACAAAACUGAUUUCAUCACGUGGUGUUGAGCCGGAUAGAACUUUGACUUAA